AUGUCUUUGCGUCGCUCUCUACGGUCUCGCGCUGGGCGGGAUGAUCAACCGAGCAUGGAUGCUAACACAAGCGCCAGGCCCACGAGAGUCACCCGGGCUGCCGCUUUAGUCCCAGCCGUGACGGUCCACCGAGCCCCGUCGGGAUUGAACGGAGAUUCCAAGAGGUCGAUCCAUCUGACUGUCAAGAUGCCAUCGAAUAAACUCCGCGAGGUUACCGGUGGUAGCACUCGGAGCGGUGCGUCAACUAGACGCUCGGUCAACGUCUUUACGGAAAACCCCAUCAUAACGGGACCCCGCACUAGUAGACCUCGGAAGAAGCUCGUCGAGGUGGAUACGAGCGAUGAAGAUGACCUGGAAGACCAAGAGGAAGAUGAGGUCGAUGACGAAGACGCCCCCGGAGAAGAUGACGACGAUGUAGACGCCGAUGGCGAUUUGGACAUGGAUGAUGCACCGCCCCAGCCGCCAAUGCCCAGAAGGCAUGCGAAAGCCGCGGCAGCGGCAGCGCCCCCAGCAAAGUCAGCAAAGAGCGUAGAGGCGAAGGAAAUGGAGUUGGAGAAUGAGGAGGAGGAAGACGACGACGACGAUGACGACGAGGAGCUCUCGGAGCUGGAGUCGGAUGCUGAAGGCGAGCCAGACGACCAGGACGAAAGUAUGCUGGCCAAUAUCAACGGCGCAGAGGAUCUGGAAGAGGAGGAAGACGAGUUGGAUAGUGAUGAUGAUGAACCGGGCACCGAUUUAACCCGGAUGACCAAACGGCAAAGAGGAAACCUGGGCAACGACUUUUUGCAACUUCCCAUGGAACCGCAGAUCAAGAAGCACCUGACCGCGGAGGAGCGUGCUAUGCGUCGUGCGGAGAUGGCCCGUCGAAGGAAGAACCUGAGUGAAAAGCGAAACGAGGAGGAGAAGAUGGAUACCAUCAACAGGCUUCUACGGAAGCAGGCCCCCAAGAGACGAGGCCGCAUUCCAGCUGGCGAGGCCGGCGAAGGGGGCUCUGGCGAGCAGGAAGGCCAGGAAGUCGAAAAAGCGGACCCGGUGAUGGCGAGAUGGGUGAGUGGCCGCGAGGGCAGCAGGGUAGGCGUGCCAGAGGAGUGGCUGGGCAUGCCCGCGGGCCGUGCCUUUGGUGCUUUGGGAGGCAAUGGCUCUGGCAAGCUCGUGCAAGAGGUUUAG
Molecule: messenger RNA, 1167 nt
Organism: Aspergillus heteromorphus CBS 117.55
Lineage: Eukaryota; Fungi; Ascomycota; Eurotiomycetes; Eurotiales; Aspergillaceae
Product: PAPA-1-like domain-containing protein
Exons: 3
Coding region: 1-1167 (388 amino acids)
Biological process (GO): chromatin remodeling
Cellular component (GO): Ino80 complex
Source: RefSeq, a predicted model, not a curated record